Pyrus x bretschneideri (Chinese white pear) is the source of this 2349-nucleotide messenger RNA. Its product is annotated as zinc finger CCCH domain-containing protein 53-like. Gene Ontology annotation, molecular function: RNA binding; metal ion binding. The coding region runs from base 52 to 1962 and encodes 636 amino acids. The record is from RefSeq and is a predicted model, not a curated record. NCBI's taxonomy places the organism in Eukaryota, Viridiplantae, Streptophyta, Magnoliopsida, Rosales, Rosaceae. The transcript has 9 exons.
UCUCUCUCUAGAACACAGCACGGACUGAAUUUGUUUGUGUUGUUUUUCUCCAUGGAUUCUUAUGAAGCUACCAAGAUUGUUUUCUCAAGGAUCCAAAGCUUGGACCCAGAAAAUGCCUCAAAAAUCAUGGGGUACCUUCUGCUGCAAGCGCAUGGCGACAAGGAGAUGAUACGUAUGGCAUUCGGACCAGAAACUCUCCUGCACAAUCUCCUUCUCAACGCCAAAACACAACUCUCCCUACUUCCUGCCAACAACCCUGCUUCUACUUGUACCCCUACUACUGCUACUUUCACCCCCAUCUCCAGGCCUUCCCCUUUGUCCCUCUCCUCCUCCUCCUUCUCCUCCCCCUCCUCCUCUUCUUCCUCAACGAUUUGGUCCCUCUCCAAUCCCAUAAGUCCCUCCUCUGCUUCUUCUCCCUCCUAUGCCAAUAUUCUUACCAGAAACACUAACCCUACUUCUCUCUCUGCUUCUAGUAGUGAAGUUGUUGAAAAAUACCAGUUUCAGAGCAACCCUUCUUUUCUCAGUGAUCCAAAAACUGAUGACUUAUUUUAUGGGGCUGAAGAUUUGAGUUCUGGGGGGGGAUGGAAACCAUGUUUGUACUAUUUAAGGGGGUUCUGUAAAAACGGCAGCGCCUGCCGUUUUCUCCACGGCGACUCCGCCAGUACUGACGGAGGUAGCUCCGUUAAUGUUGACUCUCCAAGCAAUGCCAAUGUGCUUGAACAGUGCCAUGAGAUAAUCAGAUCCAAUGCCGCUGCUCAGCAGCAGAAACUAGCCGCACUGUCACACUUCAUGGCUGGUGGUGGUGGUGCUUCCUCUUUCCCAUAUAACAAGUGCAUGAAUUUUCUUAUGCAACAACAAAAUGAAUCCCCAAGGUCAGCGGCAUCUGUGUUGAUGACGGGAGACGAAGUUCAGAAGUUUGGGAGAUACCAACACGAUUUUUCGCCCUUAAAUUUGGGAGGAAACGUGAAUCACAGUUCAAGGCAGAUCUACUUGACAUUCCCAGCUGACAGUCCGUUUAGAGAAGAAGAUGUCUCUAAUUAUUUUAGCAUAUAUGGACCAGUGCAAGAUGUGAGGAUUCCAUACCAGCAAAGGAGGAUGUUUGGAUUUGUUACAUUCGUCUACUCCGAGACUGUGAGGAACAUUUUGGCGAAAGGGAAUCCUCAUUUCGUAUGCGAUUCCCGGGUGCUUGUGAAGCCUUACAAGGAGAAGGGCAAAAUCCCAGACAAGAAGCAACAACACCAACAGUUUGAGAGGGAAGACUAUCAUCUGUGUAGAAGCCUGUCCGCCAUCGAUUCAAGGGAGCGUUAUGACCUGAAUCUUGGAUCAAGGAUGUUUUACAAUACAGAAGACAUGCUUUUGAGAAGGAAAUUAGAGGAGCAGGCUAAUUUGCAGCAAGCCAUUGAAAUCCAAGAAAGGAGACUUAUGAACCUCCAACUUCUAGGCAUCAAAACCAACAAUCUUCAUCAUCAGAAUCAGUACUACAAUGGUCUAUCACAAGGCUCUCCAUUUCCUUCACCAACUUUGUCACAUGCAUCCAAAAAUCAAUCCCUCAAUUUUUCACCCAAAGACAGUAACGAAGAAUUCACACAAGAAUAUGAAGCUGAAAAACUGCAGCAGGAGAUGAAUCCAGCUUUUAACCAUGGAAAUGAAGAUAACAAUGGCAACGAUUUUAAAUUGCAUGAAAGUAUGGAGCACAAUCUCCCUGAUAGCCUAUCUGCAUCUCCAAAGAAAUCAGCUGCAGGGGACCAAAUAAAUGUCUUCUCAACUACUGCUUCUGCACAAGUUAAUACUGAAAGCAGCAGAGCCACAACCAUUUCCUCUAAUAAUAAUAAUAAUAUUAAUAUUAAUAAUACUAAUAAUAAUAAUAAUAAUAAUUUAUUGCCUACCACUUUUAUCCCAAAUGCAGAUUCCCCAAAAUCUGUUCUUUCCAAAUGCGCAGGUUUUCUUUUGGAAUGUAAUUAAGAAAGUUAAGCAUGGGCAGCAAUGGGGGAGAAUGACUUGGCUACUGCUAGGAAACAAUUGAGAAGGAUGAUACCAGGAAGAAAAAAUCCUCUAGCUAUAUCGCCAAAAAAGCAAGUACCUGUAUCAGACAAUCUUGUAGACAAGAUCUCAGCAAGAUUACCAUUGUCAUUUAUAUACAUCUAUAUAUAGUAUUUAGAAAAAUAAUAAUAGUUGUAUACAUAAAAAGAAGAACAGAUGGAGAUGGACUGAUUUAUUUGAGUGGGGUCUUUCAGUACUAUCUGCCCAAUCUACAUAGGUAUGUGCUAGCUGGAUCACGGCAAGCAAGCAAGAUGCAAUGUAACAUAUCAACUUUCAUAUGAUAUUUUAACUUAGGGUUACUUAUCUUUU